CAAUUAUGAGCACGGGGAUGUACCCGAAAACAGGCAUGGUUUAGAUUGUGGCCCCGUCAAAUCAAUCGGAAUUUGAAAUUUGAAUGCAAAUGGCAGCAGGUGCCAUUGAGCUCCAUUGCUCGGGGUCGGGAAUCCUAAUUUUUAACAAAAACAAACAAAAACCCAAUUAUGAACCUCAAGACUUUACCUACACCUGAGCUACCUUCGUUAUAUAAUAGAUAUAGUGGCAAGCAACAAAAGCGAUUUACAGAUUUAGAAAGAGAUUCAGCAAAAAGAUUUCAGAUUUCGCCACGCAAAAGUCCACAUACUUUCUGUGAUCAUUAUGUCUCUUCUCCACCCACGAUUUCAGGCACAAUGUGCAGCUGGUGCACAUUUGAAUCUUGACAUGUUUUAUUCUCUUUGUAACCACCCAAGCUCCCUAUAAAUUAAGCCCACACCACCAAGGGUGUCUCCUCAACACAUAACACCUUCUACUGCUUCUUGCAUUUCCUUUACAAAUGAGUUAUACAAAUGCUUCCAUUGGUUCCGGUAGUAGAACACCUAGGAGAACCGUUGAGUUUGGUAGGACUUAUGUGGUGAGGCCAAAAGGGAAGCACCAAGCAACGGUUGUUUGGUUGCAUGGUCUUGGUGAUAAUGGCUCAAGUUGGUCUCAACUCUUGGAUAACCUUCCUCUUCCAAACAUUAAGUGGAUAUGCCCAACUGCUCCUACUCGCCCUGUGACUGUUCUUGGUGGAUUUCCUUGCACUGCAUGGUUUGAUGAGGGAGAGCUCUCAGAAGAUGGCCCAAAUGAUGUUGAAGGUUUAGAUGCUUCAGUAUCACACAUAGCAAACUUGUUAUCAACGGAGCCCACUGAUGUUAAACUUGGUAUUGGGGGAUUUAGUAUGGGUGCUGCAUGUGCACUUUACUCUGCAACUUGUUUCGCCCAGGGUAAAUACGGAAAUGGCAGCCCUUAUCCAGUUAACUUAAAGGCUAUUGUAGGAUUGAGUGGCUGGCUUCCUGGUGGAAGGAGUUUGAGAAGCAUGAUAGAAGGAUCACAGGAUGGUGCUAGACGUGCUGCCUCAUUGCCCAUUUUGCUUUGUCAUGGACGUGGUGAUGAAGUUGUCCCAUACAAAUUCGGAGAGAGGUCUUCUCAGAUCUUGAGUUCAGCUGGAUUCAGAUAUGUUGCAUUCAAAACAUAUGAAGGGCUUGGACAUUACACUGUCCCUAAAGAAAUGGAAGAGGUGUGCCAAUGGCUAAAUGCAAGGCUUGUAGCUUAAGUGAAUGCCAUGGCAUUAGUAGUGUUUUCUUGCAGCUAGUUUGAUGAACAAUUGGUCAAUGGUAACCGAAGAAGAGAGGGGAAACAUACACAUUUUGAGAUGGGAUAAAAUUAUUAGGCUUUAAUGGAGAAUAUGUUGGUAUUGUAUUUGAGUUUCUUGGUGUAAAAUAAAGAUUUGGAAAGAGUUUGUUCUUGUGAUCUUUGUGUUAGGGGCUGUAGAUGGGAAUUUGUUGUGAAUCUUGAGUUUUGGAGGGGUUAUUGGUGUUGCAAUAAUUAUUUAAUUACUUGUA
Messenger RNA from Lactuca virosa, 1545 nucleotides. The record is from the annotation of a GenBank genome assembly. Lineage: Eukaryota; Viridiplantae; Streptophyta; Magnoliopsida; Asterales; Asteraceae.